Molecule: messenger RNA, 12950 nt
Organism: Capra hircus (goat)
Lineage: Eukaryota; Metazoa; Chordata; Mammalia; Artiodactyla; Bovidae
Product: zinc finger protein 660
Exons: 7
Coding region: 217-4023 (1268 amino acids)
Biological process (GO): regulation of transcription by RNA polymerase II
Cellular component (GO): transcription regulator complex; PcG protein complex
Molecular function (GO): DNA-binding transcription factor activity, RNA polymerase II-specific; RNA polymerase II cis-regulatory region sequence-specific DNA binding
Source: RefSeq, a predicted model, not a curated record
CCGGAUGUCUCGAUACCCUCGGGUCAGCCAUUAUUCUGGGCUUCAGGUGCCGUCGCGUCCAGUUUUCGUGUCAUCUCCUGGCGUCCCGGCGCCAAGGUAGUGGUCCCCAAGGCCGGAUCCGCCGCGGGAGACGCCGGUCUUAUAGAUGAUAUUCUUCAAGCUCUAAGGAAGAAGUGAAGCAAGGAUUGAGGGACCCUGGAGAGGAGCCUGUCUUCAAUGGCAACAAUGACAAGAGAAAAUUGGGCCCACAAUGCUCUGCGACAAGAGGGCCUUGUUAAAGGGAAGGAUGAUACCUGGAAGUGGGGAACCAGCUUCCAAGGGAGUAGCUCCACUGUUUGGGAGACCUCCCACCUGCACUUUAGACAGUUACGUUAUCAUGAGACAUCUGGACCCCAGGAGGCACUGAGCCGGCUCCGGGAGCUCUGUCGCCGGUGGCUGAGGCCAGAAGCACGCACCAAGGCCCAGAUCCUGGAGCUGCUGGUGCUGGAGCAAUUCCUGAGCAUCCUCCCUGGAGAGAUACGGACCUGGGUGCAGAUCCAUCGGCCUGGGAGUGGUGAGGAGGCCGUGGCCCUGGUAGAAGAGCUGCAGAAAGACCUUGAUGGACCAACAUUAAAAGUUCCAGCCUUUGUCCAGGACCAAGACACUUUCCAGGAGGGUCUGAGUACUCCAGGAAUAGAACUUCCUCAUGCACCCACUGGCAGCCACAUAUCAGCUGAAAUUCGCUCAAAUUCUCUUACUGACCCAGUGGUGUUUGGCUUGCUCCAGGAUCCUCAACAUGAUUCUCCUGCCCCUGAAGCUUCUGCCCUUUCCCAGGAAGAGAACCCCAGAAACCAAUUAAUGGCUCUCAUGCUCUUGACAGCCCAGCCCCAGGAAUUGGUGAUGUUUGAGGAGGUGUCAGUAUGCUUCACUUCAGAAGAAUGGGCAUGUUUGAGCCCAGUUCAGAGGGCCUUGUACUGGGAUGUGAUGCUAGAGAAUUACGGGAAUGUGACUUCCUUAGAAUGGGAGACCAUGACUGAGAAUGAGGAGGUGACAUCCAAGUUGAACAUAUCUCAAAGAGCAGAUUCUCAGAGAGGAAUAUCAAAAAGAUUUCAAGGAGGUGUUCCGCAGCUUCUUGACUUUGAGGAAGAGUGUGAAUGGCAAGUUUUUUCAAGUCAGUGGGGAAAUGAAGCAAAGGAAAGAGAUACACUGAAGAAAGGGUCCCUGUGUGAACGAGACAAGAAAAAAAGGACUCCACCAGAAAAACGAGGCCAAAAGUGGAAGGAAUUUGAAGAAAGCUUGGCUUCAGAUUCAGCUUUUUCUGAAAGUUUAUUAGGUGCUGAAGGAAAGAAGCUGUAUAAAUGUGAUAUAUGUUGUAAACAUUUCAAUAAAAUCUCCCAUCUUAUAAAUCAUCGGAGGAUCCACACUGGGGAGAAACCUCAUAAAUGUAAGGAGUGUGGAAAAGGCUUUAUUCAGCGCUCAAGCCUUCUAAUGCAUUUACGAAACCAUUCUGGCGAGAAACCUUAUAAAUGUAAUGAAUGUGGGAAAGCCUUCUCUCAGAGUGCUUACCUUCUAAACCAUCAGAGAAUCCACACUGGGGAGAAACCUUAUAAAUGUAAGGAGUGUGGAAAGGGCUUCUAUAGGCACUCAGGCCUUAUUAUACAUCUAAGACGCCAUUCUGGGGAGAGACCUUAUAAAUGUAAUGAGUGUGGCAAAGUUUUUUCUCAGAAUGCUUACCUCAUUGACCACCAGAGGCUCCACAAAGGAGAAGAACCUUAUAAAUGUAACAAGUGUCAGAAAGCUUUCAUUCUGAAGAAGAGCCUCAUUCUGCACCAGAGAAUCCACUCUGGGGAAAAACCCUAUAAAUGUGAUGAAUGUGGAAAAACUUUUGCCCAGACCACUUACCUGGUUGACCAUCAGCGGCUCCACAGUACAGAGAACCCAUAUAAAUGUAAAGAAUGUGGAAAAGUUUUCAUUCGAAGCAAAAGCCUCCUCCUACACCAGAGAGUUCACACAGAAAAGAAGACUUUUGGUUGUAAAAAAUGUGGGAAGAUUUUCACUUCGAAGUCAAGUCUCAUUGACCAUAAGAGGAUGCAUAGCAGAGAGAAGCCUUAUAAAUGUACUGAAUGUGGGAAAGCCUUCACUCAGAGUGCUUACCUUUUUGACCAUCAGAGACUCCACAAUGGGGAGAAGCCCUAUGAAUGUAAUGAAUGUGGGAAAGUUUUCAUUUUGAAAAAGAGCCUCAUUUUACAUCAGAGGUUCCACACUGGAGAGAAUCUCUAUGAAUGUAAAGACUGUGGCAAAGUCUUUGGUUCUAACAGAAACCUCAUUGACCACGAGAGACUCCACAAUGGGGAGAAGCCCUAUGAAUGUCGAGAGUGUGGGAAAACCUUCAUUAUGAGCAAAAGUUUCAUGGUCCAUCAGAAGCUCCAUACACAAGAGAAGGCCUACAAAUGUGAGGAUUGUGGGAAGGCUUUCAGUUACAAUUCAAGCCUGCUCGUACAUCGGAGAAUCCACACCGGGGAAAAGCCCUUUGAAUGCAGUGAAUGUGGAAGAGCUUUCAGUUCUAACAGAAACCUCAUUGAACAUAAGAGAAUCCACAGUGGUGAGAAACCGUAUGAGUGUAAUGAGUGUGGCAAAUGCUUCAUUCUGAAGAAAAGCCUCAUUGGACAUCAGAGGAUUCACACAAGGGAAAAAUCUUACAAAUGUAAUGACUGUGGGAAAGUCUUCAGUUACCGCUCAAACCUUAUAGCCCAUCAGAGAAUCCACACUGGUGAGAAGCCUUAUGCAUGUAAUGAGUGUGGGAAGGGCUUUACUUACAAUAGAAAUCUUAUUGAGCAUCAGAGAAUUCACAGUGGAGAAAAAACCUAUGAAUGUCAUAUAUGUAGAAAAGUGCUUACCUCUAGUAGAAAUCUUAUGGUACAUCAAAGAAUCCAUACUGGAGAAAAACCUUAUAAAUGUAGUGAGUGUGGAAAAGACUUUAGUCAGAACAAAAACCUUGUUGUACAUCAGAGAAUGCAUACUGGGGAAAAACCAUAUGAAUGUGAAAAGUGUAGAAAAUCUUUUACUUCUAAGAGGAAUUUAGUUGGCCACCAGAGAAUCCACACAGGAGAGAAACCAUAUGGGUGUAAUGACUGUAGUAAAGUUUUUAGCCAGAGUGCAAACCUUGUGGUGCAUCAGCGAAUCCACACUGGGGAGAAACCCUUUGAAUGUCACCAGUGCGGGAAGGCCUUCAUUCAGAGUGCAAACCUUGUUGUGCAUCAGCGAAUCCACACUGGACAGAAACCCUAUGUUUGUUCAAAGUGUGGGAAAGCCUUCACCCAGAGUUCAAACCUGACUGUACAUCAAAAAAUCCACUCCUUAGAGAAAACCUUCAAGUGCAACGAAUGUGAGAAAGCCUUCAGUUACAGCUCACAGCUUGCCCGGCACCAGAAAGUCCACAUCACAGAAAAAUGCUAUGAAUGUAACGAGUGUGGGAAAACAUUUACUCGGAGCUCCAACCUGAUUGUUCACCAGAGAAUCCACACCGGGGAGAAGCCGUUUGCCUGUAAUGACUGUGGCAAAGCCUUCACCCAGAGCGCCAAUCUUAUCGUGCAUCAGCGAAGCCAUACUGGGGAGAAGCCAUAUGAGUGCAAAGAGUGUGGAAAAGCCUUCAGUUGUUUUUCACACCUCAUCGUACACCAGAGAAUUCACACUGCAGAGAAACCUUAUGACUGCAGCGAGUGUGGAAAGGCCUUCAGUCAGCUCUCAUGCCUUAUUGUGCACCAGAGAAUUCAUAGCGGGGACCUUCCGUACGUGUGCAAUGAGUGUGGGAAGGCCUUCACGUGCAGCUCGUACCUGCUUAUUCAUCAGAGGAUCCAUAAUGGGGAGAAGCCAUACACAUGCAAUGAGUGUGGCAAGUCAUUCCGGCAGAGGUCGAGCCUCACGGUGCACCAGAGAACCCACACGGGGGAGAAGCCCUAUGAGUGUGCCAAGUGCGGUGCAGCCUUCAUCUCCAACUCACACCUCAUGCGCCACCACAGAACCCACCUCGUGGAGAGCACAUAGAGUACAAGGGAGACCUCCAGGUGCCAAUCCAAACCUCCCGCUCCCCAAGUUUGAUAGACACCUCUUGGCUAUUUCCUCCUCGGCAAAAAUGAAGCCUGCUCUGUCCUACAAAGUUAUGGUUUUGGACUUGCCUGGUGGUCCAGGGGGUAAGACUCAGCUUCCAAUGCAGGGAGCACGGGUUUGAUCCCUGGUCAGGGAAGUUCCAUAUGCUCUGCAGCCAAAAACAAAGAAAAAAAGCAACAGUUUUCAGGAGUGCAGCACAAAACACAAGGCAGACAUUUCAGAGGCUAGUUUAAAGAAAAUGAAAAUGAAGGCCUCGAGGCAAGGAUUUUGUUUUUAACAGUACUCCAAGUGAUCAUAUUGUGUGAAAUAGGAUGUGGCCUUCUUAGAAACGGGUCAGUCAGAGCUCCGUGAUAAAGAUCCUUCUGGGGAAAAGGAUUUUUUACUUAAUUUUGUUUUUGAAAACUCUGGUAAUUUUCCUGGGCAACAUGCAGGUUACUGGUGUGUCUGACUGAUGGGAUUCGGGAGCUUUGAACCUUGUGUUCUAGUAUUUUGGGUUUAAGCAGUGACUUAUGAAGGAAACCACUUGGGGUAGCAAUUCACCAACAACUCUCACCUGUGAACAUGCUAAAUUUUCCAUUCCCUGGGUAAUUUUUUUUGAAAAUUAAACAAAAAACUGUCUGCCACUCCUUAAAUGGAUGGAAAUAGGAACCGGUUGUUUCCCUCGUGGUCUGCACCUCGUGACAGUUGGAAUGGUAAAGCUCUGGAGACUGCAAAUGAGUCUUUUCUGAUCAUUUCCCAGCCUGCAUGGCAGUCGUUUGAGGACGGAUGCAGACUGCACAGCAGAGCCACCGAGACUGCUGGGCUGUGUUCCUUUGAGAAGAUCAACAAGUCUUCUAAUAACAACCGUGGUUUCCACUGCAUUCCAUUUGAGUGAGACGCUGCUAACAGACCCCUUCCAAGACAGAGGAGUCACAGAAUAAAGCUGGAGGCAUGCCCACUUUGUUCUCAUUCUGCCCAGGCCAGCCAGAGGGCUCAGUUUGGGCAUCAUUGUCACUUUCUGAAUGAUCUGGUCAUUAGAAGAAGUAAUGGAGCCCUUGUAAUUCUGAGAGAACCCAAGAGGAAAAUGAACAGAGAGGGAGGGGGCAGAGUGGGAUUCCUAAGGUCUUAAUUUUUUUUUUUUUUUUAGAAAUUCAGAGGUAUUGGCAUAUGAAAACUUUUAGGAUGAGGAAGAAACUGGCUGAGGUAAGAUACCUUUGUUACCAUUUGAGCCUUUAUUCCUGGAAAAACAAUUUCUACAACUAUGCAAUAGGUAGAGUCAUGUAAUAAUAUUGCCUUGUGUUUAUACAGAACCUGAUUCCUUGUGUACCUUCUUGUGUAGAGUCAUAAUACCUGGCAUUUAUAUCAUGUUUUCGCAGAGAUCAUUACCUUAAUCCCUGUUACACUGAAAGAGCUGUUUGUCCCUUUACUGAGAGAGGUCAUUUAACCAAGACUAAGUAACAAGCCUGUGUUCAGACCCAGGUCCUAAAUCCAGGUUCCCUUUGUUCUACCAUGUUCAUUCUGUCUUACACAUGUAACCCCACCCGAAUCUGUGGGAGAGUCUGAGAAAGGGGUAGAUAGUCUCAUAGCAGAGCUGACAGAUUUGGGGAUGUGCCUUAGAGUGACCAGCAAACAGCAAAUUUAAGAUAGGGUUUGAGUCUCUUCUCUUGAUUUCUGGAUCUAUCUACAUCCUACUCUCAGCAUGCAAGCAUUUACUUUAAAUGCUAUACCUGGAGAGAGCACUUGGGGGCAGCUCUUGUGCUGCCACGCAGUUAUUGUCUCAUUUCUACAGGACUAAAUAUUAGUUACACAGCGUUUUGUAGUUUACAGAGUACUCUGCCAUACAAAAGGCAUACACAAAAAGCUUCUUAACUUCUUAACUUGUUUUCCUCUUUAACCACAGUCUUUCAUCAAAGUAUGUAUGACUUCUCUUCCCAGUUUCACUCUGAAUCAUAUAGACACAAAAAAUCAAUACAAGCUAUAAGUAACAACCAAAAGUGUUCAUGCCCUCAUAGACCCUGAUAGUGACUCUUUCUGUUCCCAGUCUGGAAGUGGAAAUACCCAAAAAUAACACCACGUGUCUCUGCUGAAAUUAGGAACAAGUUAGGUGUCUUCCUCCCUGAGUGAUCAAGAAGCUCAGAGAGGGCGAGCAGGUCUGAAGAUUCAGGGUAAAUCGGUGACACUAAUACACUAAGAGGCCACAGUUGUGCUUUGUGACCAUUAAGAUGGUUAAACGGAGCCUCGUGUUGUGUUUUUAUCCUUGUAACUAACUGAACGCUGAGUCAUGGCUGAUUGUGAUCUCUAUUUGUAGGGAGUUCAGAAGAGCUAUCCAGAUGAUUAUCAUGUAAAGCUAGGUUUGGGAAUCACUGACCCAGUGUUUUACAACAGUGGUUUUUUAACCUCAUUUGCAUGAUAGAAUUAUCUGAGACAUGUGAAACUUUUUCUGUUUUAGGCCUCAGUAUUUUUUAAAACUUUGAAAGGGUGUGAACCACUGCAAGCAAGUGAAACCUGCAGGUCACAGAUGUGUGUGAUCAGAGGUGGAGAGGAACUCUGGUAUAAGGCAGUGUUCUGCUUCAGCAGAAAAGGACACUGACCGCAUCAGCUUCUGUGCCUCUGACGACCUUUGGCUGCUGAGACUCUGUGACCUGACUCACUGUAUUUGUGUUUCAAGUGAAUAUACCAAAAAAUUUAUUUAUAUAAGCAAAACAAGUUCUAUAUAACAUGCUUUUCUGUUCCCCAUUCGACAAAGUGACUUUUUACAUUUUUGUUUGUAUUUCAUCUCCAAAUCUGGGUUUCCACAAAUACCCAGGUUCAGGACUCCUGAUCCUACACAAAUCAUGUGAGCCUCGUAGGUUGCUAAACAGAUCAGAUCCUUCCCCAGCUUAUAACAACUUUCCCUUCCAAUUCAAUUCCAACCCUCAAAAUAAAUUACCACCUACUUUUUCCAGUAGGGUUUCUGGUAGGAGAGGAGUGACUACCCUUUGUUAUCAAACAACUUAGGUUGCUUAGGUUGUCCUUUUCCUUGGGGUCAUCGCCCUGCUUUUUUAUUCUCGUGCAAACUUAGAUCCCCCACCAAGAACUGAAUCCUCCCUGCAGUGGAAGCUCACAGUCUUAACCACUGCACCACCAGGGAAGUCCCUUCAUCUCCCUUCUUCCUAGGCUGCUCUUGCCAGAAGUAGAUGGGAACUCUGAAGCCCCAUUUUUUAAGUUGCUAACUAUCGGUCUUUCAGCUCUCAGAGAGCUAGGCCUGAUGAUGAGUAUUAAGGGUAGAAUGCAGAAGUCUGUUUUUACCCUUAAGUGAGACAGCAAAGGGAUACAAAAGUGAAUCCUGGGGGAGAGAGUCCUCAUCAGCAUACAUGCACAUAAGCACACACAGCCCCCUCUCAAACACAAUUGGCUGUGAAUCCUCCAGGCUCAGAAGGCUAGCCCUUCCACCAUGCUGUGGGUCCCCUCUCUCCUCUAGGUGGCUGUCCUCCCACUUCUGUCACUUUCCCACCUGUGUGCCUAACCUUUCUGGGGUUGCGAUCCAUUUGAGAAUCUGGUGGAGGUUGUGGAUCCUCUUUAGGAGAAACUCAGAUUGCACGCUCAGUUUUGUGUUCAUUUGUGGAGGCAUAUCAACUCCCUGAGGCCAAUCGAAGAAUCCUUUGGGGUCUCAAAUCACACCUGGGGAUUUACUAUGUAAUCACCCACACCUGCAACACAAUGGUAACUAUUUUUUUUGGCUGUGUGUGACUUAGUGGGGUCUUAGUUCCCUGACCAGGGAUUGAACUCCAGCCCCUGCAGUGAAAGUGCUGAGUCCUAACCACUAGACUGCCAAACAAUUCCCAGUGACAUUUUUCAAAAUCAACAUCAGACUACGGAAUCUCUAGGGAUGUUGCCCAGACACGUAACCUUUUCAAUCUUGCUCCUGGAUUCUCCCCCCACCCCGCCCCCCUCAGCAAAUGGUGGCAUCAUCCAACACCCAGACCGGAAACCCAGGAGCCGUUUCUGGCUUCCAGUGUAUCAGGCAUUGAUGACAAAAAUAGUUGUUAUGCACUCUCUUUGUGGCAGACAUGGUGCUAGGUCCUGGGGUACCAAACCAAGCAAGGCUUGCAUUUCCCCCUUUUCAUGUCUCUCACUGGAAAGCUGGAUCCCUUAACAUGAUUUAUUUACCAAGCUCUUUAUCAUCUCUUUCCAGCCUAUUGGUUUUGUUUCUCAUGCACCUUUACUGCGGCCUGGAGGCAACUUGCUCUCGUGGUGCCUGUGAUCUCUUAUCACCACACCCCACAGCCCCCUUCUGCUUUGUGUAAUAUUUGGCUUCUUUCAAUAUGCGGCUCAGGCCCAUCUCUGGGAAACCUCUGACCUCCCCAUGGCCAAGAAGUAUAUUUACAAGUGUAGAAGAGCAUGAUACUUGUAUCCAGAGUUUUACUUUGGGCUUUAAAGUGAAAAGCAUCUGGAUUCAAAAUUGUGUGUAUAUAGUGCAGUUCUCGUAAAAUGUUGUUACAUACACUGUAUACGCUUUAAAAAUGUAUAGAUAAAAUACAUGAAGGAAAUAAAAAAGUUAUAAAUGUUUAAGUGACUUUUUUGGAGCCAUACAAAUGGUAAAUUCCAGAGCUUGGGCUCAAACCCAGGUUCUAGGGAUAAUGGAAUUAUAGGUGAUUAAAAUUUUUUAAAGUAAUUUUCAUAUUUUUUAUAAGGAACAAAAAUUUUAUAAUCAGGAAAAAUAUUUAUUAUAAUCACAAACUUAGUUUUAUUGUAUUAACUAUAAAUAGUAUCUCUCAUUCUCUACUUGGUAGAAUGUGGGAUGUAGAAUUUUGGUAGAAUGUGGGAUGCUCUGUCUCCUCCCCUUGUCCACCUCUCUGCCUCUGAAAGUGUCAAGUCUGACAAUUCUUAAAUUCUGUUCUGUAACCAUAGUCUUUUAUGCUUUGUUUAUUGAUUUGUUCUGAAAGUUGAAAUAAACAGCAUGAAUGUUAUUAUGACUGUAUACAUGUUCACUGCAGAUGUAGUUUAUUGUGAUUCUGUUUCCUUUUUGGAGCAACAUUUUGUUUUUAUUGAAGUUUCUAGUUGUCUUUUCCCCUUGUGCUGGUUGCUUUUAAUACCUCCUCCAUUACUUCCAAAUUCUCCAUCCAAUUAGACGUUCUUUGAGUCCCCCUUUCUCCUGUAUAUAUUCCUUCCAGAGACCUCCAGCCUCCUGUUUUAGUCUGUCCAGGAUGUUUGUUUGUUUGUUUUUAAUUUUAAAAAAUUUUUUGGCCACACUACGUAGCCCGUGGGAUCUUAGCUCCCUGACCAGGGAUCAAAUCCAUCCUCCAAGCAGUGGAAAUGCAGAGUCUUAACCACUGGACCACCAGGGAAGGCCCAGUCCUUGGUAUUCUUUAUGCCUACUGUCCUUUUGUUACACUGGUACAUAGCAUCCUAAAUUCCACAUCUACCUUUUGUUUCCACUCUGGUUUCACUGCAGAGCAUCAAGUCACUUACCAAAAAGAACGUGUGGAAGGCAAGAGUAUGUUGGGUGCCUAUGUAUGUAAAACAACUUUCUCUGCUCUCACACUUGGCUUGGUAGUUUGACUGGCUGUGAAAUUCUAGGUUGAAAAUUUACCCCCAGAGCUUGUAGGCAUUGCUUCACUGACUUAUAGCAUCCGACAUUGCUAAUUAGAUGCCUGAUUGCAGGCUAAUUCUUAUUCUUUGACAAUCAGUAGAACUCACAUUUUUGUGAUCUCUUUUCCCACCCCUUUCACGCUCUUAAAGUCUCCUUUUUAUCCUUGCUAUACUCCAUUCCCUAAUGGACUCAGUGAAAUUUUUCAAUCUAGCGACUCAAGUACUUCUAGGAAAUUUUCUCAUGUUAUUUAUGUGACGGUUUUCCCUUUGCAUAUAUUUUUUUUCUAUUUUCACUGUUUUUGCAAUUCCUGUCAAUCAAAUAUAACUUCUGGAUUGAUCCUCAACUACUUACUAUAUUACUUUCAUUUCCUUGUCUUAUAUACCAUUUUCUGGGAGAGUACCUUGAUUAUUUUUCAACCUUUCUAGUGAGUAUUUUGGCAGUAAUUAAUUUGUAAGAGCCUUUUCUUGUUCUCACUUUGUUCCUUUUGUGUAGCAUACUGUUCUCAUUUUACAGAUGCCUCUUAAAUCUGAGUAUUCUAAUUAGAAGGAUUUUCCUUAAAGUCUCUUCUGUCACUGAAUUGCCUCACCACCUUCAUUCCCCUGCUCUGGGUCCUUUUUUUUGUUGUUGUUGUUUAUCCUGUUGACUCUCUUUGGAGGAUUUCCUCAAAUAUGUUGUGAUUCUUACACACUCAGAUAUAAACAUGCAUAUAUUUGUGUGGUGUGGAGGCAGGUAGUGGGCUUGGCUCAGUAAAAGGCUUCCCUCUUGAGUGGUUGGUAGGAACAAGUUGUUUCCCUGAAGACUCUAAAUGCCAGGAUGCAGAGAUCUUUUGGCAAAAAAUCAUCUCAUGUUUUUGUCUGGGGUUUGGAUAAUGUAAGUUGAUUUUCUAGAGUGAGAGAGAAGGGGAUCAAGUGUUAACUACAGGUUUUCAGUUGAUGCUCUUAUUUUUUAUUCUUAAAUUAAAAAAAAAUUUUUUUUUUUUUUUUUGGCAGCACUGCACUGCAUGCAUGGAUCAUAGUUCCCCCACCAGGGAGUGAACCCAGCCCCCUGCAGUGGAAGCUUGGAUUCUUAGACCCCUGAUGCACUUAUUUUUAGCCCUAUUCCACCUUACCCUUCAUUGCACCAGGGGUUUCCAAGUCCCAAGUCAUCUGGAGUUUGGCAGGUAGACAGCUGCCUCCUUUACUGCAUUGCCUUUAGCAAGUAUUUCAAGUUGUCACUCCCUCCAUCUAAUUUUAUUGUGGAUGAAGCCACUAUUUCAUCCAUUUUCUAUCCUGUAGAAAUUUGUGUCCCUGUCCCAUCAUUGUUCAUAUAUUUUAAACCAUUUUAACUCAUUUUAUUGGAAGCUAAAUGAUUUAAAAAAGAAUGUUGAUAAUCCUUUGAUACAGUAGUACCACUUUUAGAAAACUAAAACUAAUUAUUUUGACAAUGGUUUAUUUACUUGUCAGUGUUAAUAUUUUACAAAAAAUGAAAACAGUCCAACUGACUAACAAUAGUAGAAUGAUUAUAUGUGAUGGAAUGUUCUGCAACCACUAAAUAUAAUUUAAGGAAUCUUUAGUGAUACAAUAAAAUAUUUGCAAUAAUAUUAAAUGAAACAUGCCAAGUAUAAAACUGGUGUAUAUAGAUACUUCAUUUUUCUUAAAUGUAUUAAUACAUGCCUAGAAAAGACUGGAAGAAAAUAAAUACCUGAGGUAUUAACAGUGGUUAAAUUUUCCUGCAUUGUCUACAUUUUCUACAGUGAGCCUAAAUUACUUUCAUGAUCAGAAGGGAAAAAUUAAGAAAAAGAUCUUGGCUUGUUUGGAAUGGUAAGAUGUUCUUGUGGGGUGUGGAAUGGGUAGUGGGGAACAGCAGAAUAAGAGUCAGGGGAAACACAGUGGUCAGUUACCAAGGACCUAAUGCCAGGCGAGGGGAUUCAGUAACCCCAGUGUUUGUGACAUGCAGUUAAAGCUGUGGAGAGUGGAGGCUGGGCUGGUGAGGGGAGAAAGGACUCUGGAGACAUACAGACCACUUCUGUCAGAGUCCAGGAGAGACCCUGGAUUCUGACCCAGGCAGCUGCAGGGGCCAGAGGAGAAGAGAUGGAUGGAAUGAGCAGGCCUUCGCGGCACGGAGGAUCAAUCCAGUCCUCCACACCCUGUGACACAUGAUCUCUGACCACUGAGGCCUAGCCCAGACCCGAGAGGUCCUGGUUUCUGUGUGCCUCUCUGGGGCUGCCCUGUGUCACCCUGGGUGUGAGGAGGCAACCUAAGUCCUAGCGGGCUACUUGGCUCCCCAGAUCCCCAUGCUGGGCCAAUAGCAAGGCUGUAACUGCCCUGUUGGAGGGGUUUCCUAUGUGCUCGGCACUCUGCUAAAUGCCAGAUGUUUUUUUAAUCUCAUUUAGACUUCACCUGAGGAGGGAAGUUCUUUUAUCUACAUUCUCUUUAUUCUUUUUUUCUUUUGAAAUAAGUUUUUAUUGGAGCAUGGUUGCUUUACAAUGUUGUAUUAGUUUCUACUGUACAGCAAAAUGAAUCAGGUAUAGGUAUACAUAUGCCCCCACUUUGGUGGAUUAUCUACAUUUUCAUAGUCAGCAGUCACAGUCAGGAUUAAGAUAACUGAGGCUAAAGACCAUUAUCCCCUCGCCCAAGCUAUCUUCUCAGUGUGCCUCCAAGAACCCCUCUCCUUAUCUAAAAGUGCUUCAUUUAAUUGGGAACAACAGUGCUUGCCUGUGGUAAGAAGUUCGGUGGUACAAGAGCAGACAACAAAGAAGUUGUGUCCCUCCCAGCCCAGAGUAUGGGUAUCACAGAGAUAACUGUUGUCAAUUUCUGGGGGAUCCUCCCAGACAUGCAUUUAUAGUCUUAUAUAUUCCCCCCAACACAGGCACACACACGAGCUUAGGAUACUUUUUUUUUCUUAACUCAGUGUGUCUUGGAGAUGGUUUGUUUGCCUGUAAGAUAUAUCUCAUUCUUUUUUACUGCUGUGUGAUAUUCUGUUAUAUGGACGUACCAUGAUUCAUGGAGCAAGUGCCCUACUGGUGGUCAUGUAGGUUCUUUGCUAUCUUUUGCUUUUACAAACAAUGCCAUGAUGAAUAUCCUAGCAUACUGUCCUGUAUCAGUUUAUCCUGCAGCAAUUUUGUCUGCAGGAUAAAUUGAUAAAGGGCAUGUGCAUUUGAUAUUUAGAUAGAAAUUGCAAAAGCAGUUCCUAUUAUGUGUGAAAAUGCCCACUUCCCUGAAUCCUCUAUAAUACAAUUGCUGUCUUUUCUGCUCUGAUAAAUGAAAAUGCUGUCAUAUUUUAGUUUGCAUUCAGUUAUGAGUGAACCUGAAAAUCAUAUCUUGUGUUUAAAAGC